CACAAAAAAUGUUUUAUUUUGUUUUUUUGUUCGGAAAUUUCGUACUUAUCCAUUUAAGCUACCUCUCUCUGUGGCGAAUCUUCUUCAGUCUCCGCUGCGUCUCUUUGCAACCGCCAUGUCCGACCUAAACUCUCCAAAACCUAAGCCUACACGCGACCUUCCUCCUCCGUCCUCAAUCGACCCAUCCCACCCCAAAGCUUCGAUUCGGAGCUCCAAUGGAGUCGGGUACUCCGGCGGCAAUUCGUUCCCUAACCCACCCGACCACGUGAACCCGGAUCCCGCCACUCUCAGAGAGCAAUGGAGAUUUGCCAUUCGGCAAUACAGCAAGUGGUAUUCUCACGCAUGGGGCACUGCCAUACUCGCCGGCGCGUCCUUUUUCGCCAUUGGGUGGAUCAUCAAAGGCGGCAACCCCUUGCCCUCCUUUGAUUCUGACCAGAAGAGAAUUUCCUCCGAAGAUCCGAAAGGCGAAACCAAUGGCAAAUGAUGAAUUUGAUUUAGGAGGGAGUAAUCGGUGUGCUUAAAGUGCAGAAUGUGAAUUUUUUAGGGUAACACAACUACCCUUUAGAUCAUCCAUACAAUCAAGAGAGUAUUAUGUUGUCAUCUAAGAGUCUGGAUGGAGUGUAAGGGAAGGUAUAUAAGAGUAAGGAUGUGUGAUUGUUAGUCUUUCGUACCCUUCUUCACCCUUAUUUUUCUUACCUUCCGAAUUGGGAUGCAAGGACGGAAGAGUAUGUUACUUUUUUUUGUUUACAGUUUUUUCUCCUUUUUUCCCCUUAAUUUUGUUUGACAUGUAAAAAGCUUCAAGAAUCAAGGGCUAUAUAUAUAAGUGAGUUCUCACUCACUUUUAUUAACUCUCGUCUACUCUUAUUUUCCUUUCAAAACACUUCCAAACACGGGUCACCUAUUUAGGGUCCGAUCUCCUCAACUUUUAACUCACGUUAUCCCUACUACAUCUAUACUCUAGACUCCAGUUAAAACUAAGGCCUCCAUUCAAACAGAUCCUUAAUUUUUUUUGUAAGCAGUGUAUGGUUUUUAUAUGCAGGAACGUAACUUCUCAACACUUUUAUCGGUGAGCUUCUUCUCUAUAAUGUGCCCCCCUGAAGACGAUUGUGAGGGGAUCAUUUCUCGGAGCUUGGUCGAGUACAAUACCCUCAAGCAUGGCACCUUAGAUCACAAGAAAGAUUGGUGCUGGUUUGUGUUUAAGCAUGUAGUCCAACAUGUUAGCUGUAUAUCCAAAACUAUAUAUGCAAUAAUCUGCACUCAUGUUUUGCACUCAUGUUUUAUGCAUAUUCAACAUGAGAAAUGCAAGAUCUUGUUGGACAAUAGAAACAAACAAAGUUCAUACAAAACAAGAUGAGAGAUUAGAUGUAAAUUCCUUGACAUUUGUAAUUUUCU
Messenger RNA from Cuscuta campestris, 1392 nucleotides. NCBI's taxonomy places the organism in Eukaryota, Viridiplantae, Streptophyta, Magnoliopsida, Solanales, Convolvulaceae. The record is from the annotation of a GenBank genome assembly.